AUGGCGGCAAUAUUUGGAGCUCAAGAAGUUAAAGUGACUAUCGCUUUUGAUGGACACCUGCGACAUAAAGGAAGACUCUUGAAACUCCCUGUAUUGUUCUCUGGCAGAUCGUUUACAAUUAACCGCAAAGGCAAUAAUACAAUGUUUGUUUGUGUCUGGGGAUAUCCUCAGAUUUACGAGAUUCAGAAGUUCAAAGUUGGAAUUGAGUAUGAAAAUUCCUUGCCCAUGACCGGAGGCUCAGACAGAUAUCGACACAAGAACAAUUAUGAUCCGUUCUUCGUCACUGUCACUGCGAAUGUUAAAACAGGCUACGUGCUAUCCUACUUGGAUGUAACAUCCACAGUGGGUGAAGGAGGAGAAGUCAGCUUUUCAGUAAUCAGAGGUACUACUGGCCACAAGUCUAUCGUCUUCCAGCUGAUCUCCAAUCACAGUGACUUCUUAUCCUACUCCUAUUUAGCGUAUGGGAUACGAGAGGAAGAAUAUAAGAAGAUAAACAACAUCAUAUCGCUGCCA
Messenger RNA from Brenthis ino (lesser marbled fritillary), 513 nucleotides. The record is from the annotation of a GenBank genome assembly. Lineage: Eukaryota; Metazoa; Arthropoda; Insecta; Lepidoptera; Nymphalidae.